AUGCGAAGCGCUCCGCCGUGUUCGGGUGAGGACUCCGCGGGAACAAAUUCCGCGGGGGCGGACUCCGGGGGGGCAGACUCUGCGGGAGCGGAGCGCGCGGAAGCAGAGUGCGCGGGGUUCGACGUCGCGCAUCAGCCGUGCGCGCGUGAAAUGGCUUUUGAGUUAAGGAGAAGCGCCGUUCGGAGCUCGUCCGACUCGCGCGGUACAGCAGCGCGCGCGUGGAGGGGGAGCGGGUACUUCUCGGUGCUGCCCGACAACCUGUGCGGCAAGAUCGCGUCGUUCAUCGUGCACGCCAAGAGCCUCGUCGCCUUCCGCUCCACCUGCUCGUACCUCCGGCGUGUGGUGCGGGUGGGCGGAGCGCUGGUGUUUCUGGCGGAAGAUUUCUCCCACAGGGAAGCAGCGGAGAGGGGCAUCACACAGGCGCUGCUGCAGGCCACGGCCGCCGUCACCUCGCUCUACGUUGAAGCUCCGCCCGCCUCUGACCCCUUCCAGGACCUAGCGGUGAUGACGUGGUGUCUGGCAUGCCGUGACUCUCUCGAGGAGCUCACCCUCGUUGACGGCACAGCAGAUGCCUCCACACGGCGCGCACAGGCCCUCGCUGCUGCCAUGGCUGCUGCUGCCGCCCCUGCUGCUCUCUCUGCAGCAGCAGCUCCUGAAGCAGCUAGAAACGGCACUGCUGCUAGUGCCACCAACACCACCACUGGUGCCGCUGCUGCUGCUGCUGGUGUUGGGUUGAGGCAAAGAGAGAGUGAAGGACAGAGCCAUGGCAUUGAAAACGGGGAAAAUACUGAUCGAGACAGCAGCGACAGCGACGGCAACGGCGGGGGCGGCGGCGGUGGUGGUGGUGGUGGCAGGAGUGGUGCUGCUGCUGCUGCUGUCACUGCCGCCACACUCCCAUCACCCUACCACACCAACUUCUACCGUGCAAACGAGCAGGCGUCGGCAGCCGAGGAGGAGGAAGAGGAGGUGGAGGAGCAGCCGCAGGAGUGGAAGCUGGAGCAUGCAUCACGCUGCCGCAACCUGCGCCAACUCUACCUCGAGAACGCCGUCUUCGACUGCGUCUCCACGCUCCACCGCUGCUCGCCCUUCGCCUCACUCCUCCACUUAACCCUCGCCAAGGCCGUGGUAGCGGGGGACAUGGUGGGGGAUUUGUUGGCGUGCUGCCCCCGGUUGCAGGAGCUGACGCUGCUGCUGUGCUCGGGGAUCGGCCCGCUUGACUUGAUGCAUGCGCCGUGUGCUGCGCUGAAGAGGUUUGAAGUCAGAUUGAGUAACCGCGCUGCCAGGAAGGACGCCUGCUUGGAGCUGCUCCGGCUGAAUGCUCCCAACCUCGAGGAUCUAGAGUUGGAGGUGGACUGGGCACCGGAGGGGCGGUUGGAGCACGAGCUGUGGGGCGACAUUCGCAUCGAGUCGGGGCGGCUGAGGCGCAUGUCUCUGGAGCUCGCUGCUGGCUUCCAGUUCCACGCCAACCCCGACGCCUUUAGUCAACUCACCGAGCUCAAGUUGACAGGCGACGACUGGAGUUGGGGCACAGUGCGAGCCAUCCUUGAUCUCUGUGCGCUCUCCCUGGAGGAGCUGUCCCUCACGUGCUACAUCGACCCGCUCACAGCGGCCUCCAUCGAUACUGCAUCGGCCUUCUUCUCCUCGCUGCCCUCGCUGCGCUUCCUGCUGCUCUGCCCCUCCGUCUACUACGUUAUGAUCGCCACGCUAGGGGAUACAAAAGUCAUCAGGGCCCCCAGCCUGGAAGAAUUCCACGUGGAGUAUCACAACCACGCCAUGGCAGUAACUGCGCCCAGUCUGGAGGAGUUCCAUGUGGAGUAUCACGACCAUGCCAUGGCAGUAACAGCGCCCAGCCUAGAGGAGUUUCACGUGGAGUACCACGAUCACGCCAUGGCGGUCAUCUCAUUCCUCACAGCCACCACCGCACUCUACCGCGUCCCCUUUCCCCCCCCCACACUCCAGGCGCCCAGCCUAGAAGAAUUUCACGUGGAGUAUCAUGAUCAUGCCAUGGCAGUCAUCGCCUUCCUCACCGCGCUCCUGAGGGGCAGCCCCCGCCUGCGGUGCAUACAGCCCAUGGUCACCGUGCCACAGGAGCCGGGGACCGACCUGCUGGGAGACAAGGACUUCCGGCAGGCCAUCGCCCGACUGCAGGCUGAGUUCCCCCGUGUCUCCUUCCCGUCUGUCUGGCAACUGACCUGA
Closterium sp. Naga37s-1 is the source of this 2196-nucleotide messenger RNA. Lineage: Eukaryota; Viridiplantae; Streptophyta; Zygnematophyceae; Desmidiales; Closteriaceae. The record is from the annotation of a GenBank genome assembly.